AUGUCGGACAUUGCCGAUGACUAUUAUCUGAAAGAGUCUGCCUAUACUCGAACACUCUAUCGAGAGCCAUAUCCAUCGAUCGAUCCAACCUCGCCGGCGCUUUCACAAGCAGGGAGAGUGGUUGUGAUAACCGGGGCGUCGUCCGGCAUCGGCCAACGAGGCUGGGCAGCCAUCAUUCUCGUGGCCUUGGAUCUUGACGGACUCCAAGAAAUCGAAAAGGCUCUCAAACAGAUCACGACCGACGUCGAAUACAUUCUGCAACCCACCGAUAUUACGUCUCCCAACGCUGUCGAUGCAUUGUUCGAAGUCAUCAAGACCAAAUAUGGUCAUGCUGAUGUUCUCAUCAACAAUGCCGGUACAUUUGGUCCUACCGAUAGGAUUGCUGACUCGGACCCGUCACUGUGGUGGCGAGAUUUUGAGAUCAAUGUGAAGGGAACUUAUCUGGUCAGCCGAGCAUUCUUGAAACUCCUCGGUGCAAACAGAUCCGGCAGCAUCAUCACGGUCUCCUCCGGCUUCGCUGUCUACGUCGAUGGCGGGGCUUCUUCUUACUCGGUCAGUAAGUUGACAAGCUUGAGGUUUUCUGAGUAUCUCGCUGCCGAGUAUCCCAACGUAAACUGUGUGACGAUUCAACCGGGCAUUAUGGACACCACCAUUGCUAUAGAUCAUCAUAAACCUUUCGCUUUGGAUUCUCCCGAACUUGUAGGUAGCACUGGUGUCUGGUUAGCUACCGACGCCGCGGCGUGGCUUUCGGGAAGAUUCAUCUCGGCAAACUGGUCUGUCGACGAGCUCAUUGCUAGAAAGGAGGCAAUACUGGCGGGAGACGACUUAACAAUCAGAUACCAAGGUAAAUUUGGCUAUGAACAGUUCGAAUAA
Molecule: messenger RNA, 873 nt
Organism: Cladophialophora psammophila CBS 110553
Lineage: Eukaryota; Fungi; Ascomycota; Eurotiomycetes; Chaetothyriales; Herpotrichiellaceae
Exons: 3
Coding region: 1-873 (290 amino acids)
Molecular function (GO): oxidoreductase activity, acting on the CH-OH group of donors, NAD or NADP as acceptor
Source: RefSeq, a predicted model, not a curated record